AUGGGUGGUGGAAACAGAAACGCGUUUGGAUUGGCAUUUGACGCAAAUGGAAAGGUAUGGAAUUCUACGUUGUGCAACGCUGAUUCGGACAAUGACGGGAAAACAAAUGGUGUUGAACUCGGAGAUCCUAAUUGUGUAUGGACCGAAGGAGCUGUUCCUGAAAUUACAAGCGGACUGUCGCAUCCAGGUGUGUGCGAGCCAUGGGACUCGGAGAAAUGUUUAGCACAAAAUCAGUGGGAAUUCUGUGACAGGGAAGUCUUCUCUUGUCCAGCCAUGGAUGCAACGGAUGACGUUCGAAAUGUCAGUGUUCGUUUCCCGCCAACGCAGGUGCCUCCUACAGAGACGAAUUAUUAUUGCAUGGCGGUGGAGCUGCCGGGGGAUGGCGACUAUCACCUUAUUGCAACAAGUCCAAUAAUCGACAAUGCUUACGUUAUGCAUCACAUUAUCAUGUUUGGAUGUAAAGACGAGGAUCUUAGGGGUGGUGAGUCUGACAUUCGCACUAAAUUUGCAACUCCGAGAUUAUGUGGAAUGGACACGGGUUGUAAAAAUAUAAUUACUACCUGGACUCUUGGCUCGCCAGGACAGUGUUACUCGGAACGUGCAGCUUUCAGAAUUGGAAAACAUGGAUACAAAUAUGCGGUCAUGCAGAUGCAUUGGAAUAACCCUGAAUUGCGUUCUGAUUACACAGACAGUUCUGGUUUAACAUUGUUCUACACACCAAACUUGAGGCCCAAUGACGCUGGGUAUUUUAUAGUUGGCCAGCGUUACCUUGAUAUCAAAGCAGGACAAGAAAGUCACUUGGAAACUGCAAUGGCUUCGUCCAGUUGUACUCGGAAAAUGCUUCCUAACCCUAUUCACAUACUCAAUGUUGGUCUACACAUGCACUAUUUAGGAAAAUCAGGCUACACAGACCUCCGUCGUAAUGGAAACAAGCUGAAAACGUUGGGUCGAGAUGACGUAUUCAGUUACGACUCCCCAGUUGAACACGUACAUGAUCCACCGAUAGAGUUCCUACCCGGUGAUGAGGUAUUCGUUAGCUGCACCUUCGAUUCACGCUCAAGAACAGAAACCACUUACUACGGCGAUGAUACAUCAGCUGAAAUGUGUUUCGGAUUUUUCCAGUACUACCCAGUUAUUGGUAACUUGACAGCUAUGGUGAGGUACAAAGACUUCGAACUUUGUUCGGGUUCCAAAGGGGGAGAUUGGGAUCUCAAUGCUGGAGGAUGUAGUUUGACGAAAGCUUUUAUUCAAUCCUUUUCAAUGAAAGUCUUGGCAAAAUGUUCGAUGACCGGUGAUGUCUGUAAACCAGAAUGCAAGGAGAUGGUCAAGGAAACCAGAUUGAAUGACGAGUGUAUGGGGAACGAAGACGUUUUUGGGAUGGUGAAGGUUUUAACAGAGAGAGAACCUCGACUUCAGAACAUUUGGAGAGCAUUUGAGUCUUGUGACGAUGAGAUUAAGAUGGAUGAUGUGACUGGGUCAGCUUCUGUGAUUCACGCAUCAAUGACAUUCGCUAUGGUUGUGUUUUUUGCCUUGAUAGUUUAAAAGCAUCCAUGCUUGUCAAUCUCAAAAUGACGGUUUCACGUGGUAAUACGUAAAAUAACGUUCAGGGUCAAUGUGUAGCGGAUCUAAAAUUUGAUGAGGUACAUUUGAGGUAAAGGCGAAUACACUGUCAUACUACUUCAUUUUCAAAGUUUCAAUCGAAAAACGUCUUAAUUAAUAUUUUUCUGCAACAUUUUGGCUCAUGAAAGUAUCAUUUCGGAGGUUCUCAGAGAUUAUAUCGCCUAAUUUGAACUUUUAAUUGAAUUUAUCUAAAUCACCCCAAGUUUACAUAACAAACCUUUUUCUACAUAAUAGUAUAUCAUGGUACUAAAAUUAAACUGGGUGGUAUCUAUAGACACUCCCGAAGCGAUAAACGAUAAUAGGUUGGACGCAAAGGAGUCUAUGGACACCCGAUAUUCAUUGCACAAACAUAUAGGUAGCAAUUAUUAUUAUAAUGGGACUAUAGAAUUAUACAAUUUUAUAUACAAGGUAGAGAGACCUCAGGGGCGGAUCUGGG
Molecule: messenger RNA, 2056 nt
Organism: Owenia fusiformis
Lineage: Eukaryota; Metazoa; Annelida; Polychaeta; Sabellida; Oweniidae
Source: the annotation of a GenBank genome assembly